Messenger RNA from Callorhinchus milii (elephant shark), 1532 nucleotides. RefSeq names its product aspartylglucosaminidase (gene aga). Lineage: Eukaryota; Metazoa; Chordata; Chondrichthyes; Chimaeriformes; Callorhinchidae. The record is from RefSeq and is a predicted model, not a curated record. Gene Ontology annotation, molecular function: N4-(beta-N-acetylglucosaminyl)-L-asparaginase activity. Gene Ontology annotation, cellular component: lysosome. Bases 1 to 1107 code for a protein of 368 amino acids. The transcript is spliced from 9 exons. Gene Ontology annotation, biological process: protein deglycosylation.
AUGAGGCCGGGCCUGGGCCUGGGGCUCGGGCUGGGGUUGGGGCCGGGCCUGGGGCUGGGCCUGGGGCCGGGCCUGGGGCUCGGGCCGGGGCUCGGGCUCUGGGCGGCGCUGCUGCUCGGGCGCGGCUCCCGCUCUGCCCUCCUGCCGCUCGUCAUCAACACCUGGAGCUUCAAUACGGCAACUCAGCGAGCCUGGAGCACCCUUCAGUCUGGAGGCUCAGUAUUAGAUGCCGUGGAAAAAGGUUGUGCUCAGUGUGAAGUUGACCAGUGUGAUGGCAGCGUGGGAUAUGGGGGAAGCCCAGAUGAACAUGGAGAGACGAGUUUGGAUGCUAUGAUUAUGAAUGGCAACACAAUGGAAGUUGGGGCAGUUGCAGACCUUAGAAGAAUCAAAAGUGCAAUCAGUGUGGCUCGAGCCGUGAUGGAACACACCAGACAUACACUGUUAGUGGGAGAAUCAGCAUCAAUGUUUUCUCAGAAUAUGGGUUUCCUAAGUGAAGAUUUAACAACUAAUAAUUCUCUGUCUAUACACGCAAAAUGGCUGGCCAACAAUUGCCAGCCAAACUUUCGGAAAAGCGUCUUUCCGGAUCCGGAAACAUCUUGCGGUCCAUACAAGCCAACUGAGAGACGACAAUCCAAAAAACUGAAAAACCUGAAGCAACGCAUCAAUUAUCGCAGCCAUGACACGAUUGGUAUGAUUGUGAUAGACAAGAACGGAAACGUAGCAGCUGGGACAUCAACUAACGGUGCGAACCAUAAAAUUCACGGCCGUGUAGGGGAUUCACCAAUAGUUGGAGCAGGUGCUUAUGCUGAUAGCACAGCUGGAGGUGCAGCUGCUACUGGAGACGGUGAUAUCAUGAUGAGAUUUCUUCCGAGCUACCAGGCAGUGGAAUACAUGAGAAUGGGGCUUGAUCCAACCAUAUCUUGCCAGAAGGCUGUUACAAGAAUUCAAGUGUAUUAUCCAAAGUUUUUUGGCGCACUUGUAUGUGUCAACAGAACUGGGAGUUAUGGUGCUGCAUGCAGUAAAACUCCAGGAUUUAAUCAAUUUCACUUCAUGGUUCAGAGUCCUGCACUAAAUGAAGCUUCAGAACAUAUGGUUGACUGCAUUUGAAACUACUGACAUUUUCAUAGCUUAUAAAUGGCUUGUGAAAUUUAAACUGUUUACACUCAUUAUGAAUUUAAUGAAUAAAAUUAUGCUGUAAUCUUCUGAAUUCAAUAUAGAAUAUGAAUGUUUGUAAUUUGACUUGAAACAUGAGGUGUAGUCUAUCUAUUUGACAAGCACAUGCAAACUAUAUUGUAAAGCUUCAGAAGUUUCUUUACAGCAUAUUUACUUUUGCAUAUUUUUAUGAAUGUUAGAUAUUUGCAGAAACCAGUUAAUCCUUCAGUCCUGUGAGAUAUUGAUACUAGGUAACCACCAGAAGACAUUAUUUUAUGAAGAGAUUGGAACAACAAAAAGUGGUUCAACCUUAAAAACUGAAAAGUCAAAAUUUGUGUCUCCAAACCCCUAGGAAAUUAAAUUGAAUCAAUUCCAGACAA